Messenger RNA from Oppiella nova, 4384 nucleotides. The record is from the annotation of a GenBank genome assembly. NCBI's taxonomy places the organism in Eukaryota, Metazoa, Arthropoda, Arachnida, Sarcoptiformes, Oppiidae.
AUGGCUGUACGCAUGUGGAAGGGCUACCGAGAGGCACAGGUAGGCUGGAUAGAGGUGGCCGAGGAGCCUAAGCCCGGACCCACUACCAAACGGGUGUCGUUUUUGGUGAUAUACGCGCCCAAACGUGGCAUACUUGAGGUGUGGUGCACCCAAUUGGGUCCACGUGUCGGUGCCUUCAACGUGGGAAAGGCGUGUCGACUCAUUCACUCUCAGCACACGAUUAUGGGACUCAACGCUCUACUCAUCCGACAGUUUGACAGUUCCGUGGAUCUGGAGAAGAGUCAGUGCUUUCUGUUUGACUACAGCACAGGUGUUGUGUAUAGCAUUGAGGUGCCGUUCCUGUGCGCCCUGACCGACCCAAACAGCAAACGUACCCGUGAUCUGCACCUAUUCCGGGAACUGCAGAGUGUGUUAAGCAACAGAGAUCCCGGGGUCGCCGAUGCCGAAAAAGUCGUCGAAUUGGUGUCGAUGCUAAAGACGCCCGAAGUGCGGAGGGAUAGCCUCCAAGAGGUGUGUCGUGUGGCGCCGGACGUGGCUGUUGUCAAGGCGACGGCCGACAAACUCAGGGAACAGUUGAUGGCCGGCGUCGAGAGGAAUGAGUUGGACUUCGAGAGCAAACUGAUCGCCCAAAUGUGUGCACGUGUUCUGCAAUUGUGUCGACUCUACGAAACGGUCGACACUAAGAGGUGCACUCAAACGAACAGUUAUGUUGGCGAUAGCGCCCGACCGCCCGACAUACCGGAGCUCAUGGAGUGUCUCAAUUGGACGGGCAAUAGUAUCGCCCGAAUCGUAUCGUUCUUAGCGUUCAGGGAGGCGCUGAUCACCGGUGAUAANUCGCAAGAGGAAAAGGACCCCAAGUCGGAAGCGCCGACACCAAUACCCCUGCGAAUGGGUCUAUUCGACAAACGACUUGCCCUAACGGUGACCGUAUCGCCCAACAAGCGUUUGGCAGCCGUUGUGGACGACUUCGGCAGAGUUACGCUUAUUGAUGUGAACGAACGCAUGGCUGUACGCAUGUGGAAGGGCUACCGAGAGGCACAGGUAGGCUGGAUAGAGGUGGCCGAGGAGCCUAAGCCCGGACCCACUACCAAACGGGUGUCGUUUUUGGUGAUAUACGCGCCCAAACGUGGCAUACUUGAGGUGUGGUGCACCCAAUUGGGUCCACGUGUCGGUGCCUUCAACGUGGGAAAGGCGUGUCGACUCAUUCACUCUCAGCACACGAUUAUGGGACUCAACGCUCUACUCAUCCGACAGUUUGACAGUUCCGUGGAUCUGGAGAAGAGUCAGUGCUUUCUGUUUGACUACAGCACAGGUGUUGUGUAUAGCAUUGAGGUGCCGUUCCUGUGCGCCCUGACCGACCCAAACAGCAAACGUACCCGUGAUCUGCACCUAUUCCGGGAACUGCAGAGUGUGUUAAACAACAGAGAUCCCGGGGUCACCGAUGCAGACAAAGUCGUCGAAUUGGUGUCGAUGCUAAAGACGCCCGAAGUGCGGAGGGAUAGCCUCCAAGAGGUGUGUCGUGUGGCGCCGGACGUGGCUGUUGUCAAGGCGACGGCCGACAAACUCAGGGAACAGUUGAUGGCCGGCGUCGAGAGGAAUGAGUUGGACUUCGAGAGCAAACUGAUCGCCCAAAUGUGUGCACGUGUUCUGCAAUUGUGUCGACUCUACGAAACGGUCGACACUAAGAGGUGUACCCAAACGAACAGUUAUGUUGGCGAUAGCGCCCGACCGCCCGACAUACCGGAGCUCAUGGAGUGUCUCAAUUGGACGGGCAAUAGUAUCGCCCGAAUCGUAUCGUUCUUAGCGUUCAGGGAGGCGCUGAUCACCGGUGAUAACGCUGCCCACGAUGUCGAUGGCGCGCCCGGCAGUGCCCUUACAAUUGGCGACCUUUUGUCGCAUUUUGUUCUCUAUUCCAAUCACAUCGUCAAGAAUGGCGACCAAGAAGUCUAUAGCGAUGUUCCCAUUGAACUCAAUGUCGAUAUAAGUGUCGACAAAACACAGACAAAACAAUUAGUGAAUUUGAGUCGAUUUAUGUUCACAUCAUAUCUACAGUCAAAUGAUCCGGAUUUAGAACAAGUGCUCCGAUUGACGGCUAUUUUGCCCUCAAAUCUAUUGACUUUAUUCUUCGUGUCGUGGCUUUCGUCCAAACACUGCAGUCAUUGGAUGUGUUGGCAGUAUUUUAGCCAAUCGUUGGAUGUGUUGAUGAUUUUAGUGAAAGAGGGCACUAAUCAAGAGAUACCGGUGCCGAUGGCGACCGGUGAUGACGGCGCCGGCGAUGACGACAACGACCUACUCAUCAAUCAAUGGAAAGACAUUCUUGAGGUGAUAUGCGACUCAAACAAUAUAAUGGCGGCACUGAUCGCCGUUCAUGUGAUAAAAGCCGUCAACUCUAGAGAGAGGGCCGAAGCGAAGCCAUUGGAUAACUGGUCGGACGCCGAGUGGGAGACACUCCACAUCGACAACGAAAGCCUUAAUCUAUUGAUUAAACAGUUGGAGGACUUGUUUCUGUUGGAUAUGUUAUUGCACUCCAAUCGCAAUGAGGAACUGGUAGACCAGCGCGAGUCCGACGAACCCUACAUAUCGUUGUCUUAUAUGUUAAGCAGUGGUCCGGGAAUUGUCAGCGAAUUGGUGGCCAAAUGGUCCAUUAGUUCCAAUAUAAUGCCCGAUAUUAUCAACAAAAUCAUUAGCGAACUGACAGAUCGUCGACAAUCGGACGCCAAUCAGCGCCAGUCGGACGCGGAAGACGUCGGCGAGGAUGUGGACGACGUGUGUGUGGGUGAGGAGGCGCUCGACUACCAGCGCGUGGACAUCAAGACCACCUCCGAGCUCGUGGAUCACGUGCGCCGGUGUUUCCCCAACUCGCUGGAGGCGGACGUACUGCUGGCCAACUGUUGCUGGGAACUGAUGGUGCGCUGGAACAGAGACCCCACCGACGCCGACACCUCGCUGGACGAGUCGCUCGCAUACCUGGGCUUCCUGUCCAGCGCCGUACUCAAGCACAACGUGGCGUGUCUUCUGUGGAAGACGUUUGUGUCGAAAAGGUUCGAGUGUUUGGCGCAACUCAUGGAAAAGAUGGGCCGAACCCCGAAAGACCGCAUCUCUCGCAAGGAGUUGGGCGUUGAUGAGAGCCGAUUGGAGCCGUUCGUCAACUUCGGCCAAAAGCUGUUUGAUUUGAUACUCAACGCCAAUAUGUUGGCGGAGAUGGAACCGAUGCCACUGUUUAUGGUCGACGACUGGUGGCGCCCGGAGUCGCGCCAUCCGUUCACUCGCGAACAGCAGGCGAACCAAUCGGUGCCGCUCGUCGUGCUGGCCGUCCACCAGAAAAUAGCGAACGGCGCUCUAGUGCUCGAGCACUCGCGGUUGGCAACCAUUAUGCAGUUUAUCGUGACGUUUCAGCUCAAGAACUCCAAACCCCUGUCCCUGUUUCCCAGCGAAGUGCAACAGUAUUUGUUCAAAGAGUUGCAUACCUUUCCCGUGGUGUCGGCCAAUGCCAACAUUAGUCUUACCGAAAGGCGCACUAAAUUUGUGUUAAACGCUGUGUCGGCUAUUGUACAGACACUGCCCGUCCAUAACGAGACAGACUCUGAAUCACAAUAUAUUGUGAAUCAAUCGAAACACUACUCCGAAGCGAACAAAUGGUUCGGAAAAGCGGUGACCCUUUCGAGGGAAUGGGAGAUAAAUGUGGACGAAGUUCGGCGAAAAUUUGUAUACGAAUUAUAUUUCUAUGGAAUUGAUCCGUUGGCUGAAGAGGCAAUUACAUCAGUCAUGGAUGGCAUGCGUUUAGGGCAAGAGUUGCUAUCAGUGGCCGGACUGCGAGUGUUGAGCGCCAUCAACGAUAAGUACGGUUCUGUGGAUCAGUUGCACACAUUGCCCACAAAUGUCUUGUUUUGGUUGAAGUCAUUGAGUACGGAUUCCAAUAGCAGUUGUUAUACCGGUUCCCCAAUGCGGGCCACUAUAGCACUACUCCAACACAUCUCUAAUUAUGUAUUCAAUGAUAAACAAAACGCAAGAAUUUGUGACACUUUACUCGAAACCAUUCGGCUUUUGAACCAUAAAUGACAGUCACUCACGGAUUAUAGCUAAUAAUUUACUGUCCAUUCAAAUGUGUGUAUAAUUAGUUUAUUUUAAGGAAUUAUACAUUUUUAUUAAAUAUUACCAAGCGAAUAAUUUAUAUGAAAUAAUGUUUUAUUAAUUGAAUAAAUUUUAUACUCUAAAGUUUUAUCAACUAUUGUAUUGUUUCGGGUGUUUAUGUUAAGGCAAAUGAAUAAACAAUACUUUUUUUUAAAUAAGUCACAUCCGUAUGUAAUUUACGGGGAAAAUAAAGUUUAUUUUUAUUCAUACAAUCCACUAUACAAUAAUAAUAAAUCAAAUUGUUUUAUAGGCC